AUGGAACAUGAAAACCUUCCCCUGAGUUGCGUAACUGCAGUAAGUAGUCGCGAGUGUUGCAACAGUUCUCAGGGGACGUGGGUGGCACCUAAUGGAGUCAACGUGACCACUGAUAUGAACAGCAGUGUCUAUCAAGUCUAUAACAGCAGUAGAAUUGAUCUUUAUGUGACAUCAGAUGGAGUAAUGUCUGGUAUGUAUCGAUGCGAAAUUCUGUCUAGCAAUAAUAAUGUAGAGCUGGAAUCUUAUUUUGUUGGACUACUUAUCCAAGGAGCAUUGGGUAAAAUGAAUGUGACACAAAAUGGACUGAACAGUGUUGAGGCCAACUGGGUUUAUGGUGUUCAUGGCAACAUCAACUACCAAAGAGCCGGCACAAACAUAAUAUACAAUGAGACUAUUAGUUUCAGUGACAUCACAACUCAGCUGUAUGGAUUAUUGGAGGGGGAAACUUACUCCAUUUACAUUGAAGAACUUGAUGACUACGACUAUUAUAGUACCGUGAAAGCUGCAGCUAUCAUAUUCAUAGAGCCAGCAAGUAUAUCAGUCAGUUCGCCUCCUUCUUUCCCUCUCUUGGUUGGAGAGACAGUCAACCUCACCUGCUCUGUCACUCUACCAAGUGGUGUGACUGGUAUUCCAGUGUUCCAGUGGGAGGGACCUAGUGGAGUGGCCACCCUUAACUGGACCCAGCCCACAUUUGGAGAGAUGGAAGUGUUCAGUGAACUAACCAUCAGCCAGAUAGAACCGGCUCAUGUUGGAGAAUAUGUCUGCACAGCAUACCUCGGUGGUGAUGUCAGCAACACUACCACCAUCCCACCUCUUCGUGUUGCCCUCAGUGAUGUGGUCAUUACUCAUGAUCCAUCUGGUACACUGUAUUCUGGUACUAGCGUCACUCUUACAUGUACGGCGACACUAAAUUAUGGUGUGGACUACGACGGAGUGGCUGUCAACAUCUCCUGGGGUGGAAUAUCUCCAACUCUUCGAUACUCAAUCACUGAUGCAGUAGAAGGGCCCGAUGACUGGUGCUCUUCCAGUCUUACCAUCGAUCCUCUGGCCUACCAAGACAGCGGCACAUCUGCUUGCACUGUAACAGUCAGUGGAGAAAAAGUUCAACCGGCUAAUAGAACUUCCUACCGCUACCUUAAGAUAGUCCCAAAGGCUGUUGUCAGUGCAGUGUACAAUCCAGAGCCAGGGGGAGACCCCAACCAAUUGGGGCCUAAUGAGUUCACAGCAGGCAGUGUUCUUACCCUCAACUGUACACUGGGGGGAGGGAGUGGAGAUACUGAUCAACACUACGAGUGGUCCAUGACAAGGAACGAUGGUUCUCAGAGCUGUCCCAGCUGCACUGAAUCAGUUACAUCAUCGAUGCUAACACUGAUACUCUAUUCGUACACUGCGGGGAACUACACAUGCACUACCAGUGACUGGGCCACAAGUCAAAACUUCACUGUUACUGUAGUAGGUGCUGCAAUGUAUGGAUCUGGAAUACGUGACCGCAGUCUGAUAGCCAACAAUGGAAUGAUAAUCAGUGGGAGAGAGGGCCUGAGACUAGAGUGUGUCUCCAACUCCAGUCAGAGUGGACUGGGAACUGUCACCACACCGGCUGGACACACCCUGUCUCCCGGGGAUACCACAGACAGCUGGAGCCUCUCUCCUCCUUCACAUACACCUGGACUGCUCUCCCUCAUCACCUCAGCACCCAUCACACCUUCACAGCAAGGCAUCUACACCUGCUCCCUCCCUGACAGUAACGGAAAUGAUAUAGAACUCAAUGUUGCAAUAUAUCCUAAUGGAUUUUAUGCUACUAGUGUCACUUGGAUGAAAGACGGACAACCUCUCAAUACUGACAGAUCAUCCAACUAUACCUUCUCUCAGGAAAUCAGUGACAGGGCAGAUUCAGUCUACACCAAUGUUCUGAUAGUCAGUAGGAUGACCACUGGGAACUACACCUGUAUUGUAGCUAAUGACAUGGGGUCUACCUCUAGAAAUAUCGUUGUGGAUACAGAAUGUGAAGCUGGUAAUUUCACAGCUGAGGCAGGAGAGAGACAAGUGACCUUCUCCUGGUGUCCUCCCGACGACUCCAACUGCACCACCCACACCCCGUCCUUCAACAUCUCCUGCUACCCCCCUCCCUCCUCUCCCUCUUCUCCCUCUCCACUGACUACUGUCAUCCAUGAGCAAAGCAUACAAACCCUGGCUGGAUUCUCUCCAAACACCAACUAUAGUUGCUCAAUAGGGAGAGACGGAAAUUUCAUUGCUAGUACCUCAUUUAACACUGAUGAAGAUUACUCACAGAUAAGCAUUGCAGUGUUUCUGAAUAAAGAUAAUUAUAGCUGCUCUAUGAUUCUUGAAAUAAGUAAGGACGAGAUACAACUCAUGAUUACAGACCAAGUCGUGGAGAAGCUGAAGACAGUCUGCCCUGACUGCAGCCGUGCAAACCUUGACAACCCACAAAUUGUCUGCAAUAGAAGCGUCCCUCCACUUGCAACCUACCGAGCAAGACUGGGAGGAACUCAGAAACAUGACAGUGAUAAUCUUGCAGAUCUACUGGAGAAAUGGGCAGAGAAAGGACUCAAUGUCUCGCUGGGCGAAGAGCCUUCUCCGUCUCAGUCCACCGGUGAACCAGUGUGGCGAGCCCUAGGGUUUGCAGCGGGUCUGUUUUCCCUGGCGAUGGCCAUUGUAACCUCUCUGGCUGUUUGGAGAUGCCGAAGAGCGGCUAAGAGGAAAAGAAAGGCAAACACUGAAAAAGCCGUGUCAUCAUCACCAGCCCAACCGUCAGCUGGUAGGAGACUGCCUCUCACUGGGAUCACCGCUGAUCCCAAUGCUGCCUACUUCGAGAUAUCGGGUGAAAAAGGAGGACCCCUCCAAUUACAGGAAUCGGAGCCUCUCUACGAUACAGUGGACUACUCAACAGUAUGCAGCAACAGAGCCACGAGACGUGUUCACAAAUCACUUCCUCGUUAUGCAGCUAAUAAUAAGGCACCUCAUCUCCCUCCUAGUCAUCCGAGCCAGUCGCAGUCCCUCCCCGAAGGCAAUGUAGCUCCGCCCACUGCAAAAGAGGCUCCGCCGACCCGGAGGACUCACCGAUGGGGAACCGCCCCCCUGCCCCCCUUCCUGAAGAUGCCAGAGAGUCAGAUGAAGACGAAGAUGCUUGCGUUUGAGAAAAUUAGAGUCUUAAUAUUGUCAUGUGACAUGAAAAGAAAGUCACAUGACCAAAGCAGGAAGUCCCACAUUACGACACAGUACUGCAACCAAUUGACAUCUACUGAGAGAAAGAGUGUUGCCAUAGAUACAGACGGUAACGGAAACAACAGCCCCAUAAUUACGCCUCAUUACGAUAAGCUUGGUACCAUAACAACCGACGUUGCCGUGACGACUCCCAGAGGGGCAGAAGACGGAGUAAACAGUGGCAGUCCGAGAGACGGCUCUCCCACUAUCAACACCAGAGGGAACACUGCAUACCUGCCAGUGGCCCCAAGGGAUGGGAGAGACCGCAAGUACGUCGAGAUGCCAAGUCGACAAAAACCAGAACCCCAACCGUCAGCUGGUAGGAGACUGCCUCUCACUGGGAUCACCACUACUCCCAACGCUGCCUACUUCGAGAUAUCGGUGGACAGUCUGCAGUAUAGUGCAACUCUUCCAUCGCGACCAAUGGAUCCCCUCUACGAGAGUGUGGGCGACUUUACACUGUGGAAAGACAGAGCCAGGAGAGGUGUUCAACAACUCCUUAAAUCACUUCCUCGUUAUGCAGCUCCACAAGCUAAUAAUAAGCCACCUCAUCUACCUCCUAGUCAUCCGAGUCGGUCGCAGUCCCUCCCCCGAGGCAAUGUAGCUCCGCCCACUGCCAAAGAGGCCCCGCCCACCGCAAAAGAUGCUCCGCCCGACCCGGAGGACUCACCAAUGGGGAACCGCCCCCCUGCCCCCCUACCUGAGGAGGCCAGAGAGUCAGAUGAAGAUGACGAUGAUUACGUUUAUGAGAGAGUUGUAAACAAUGACUAAACAAGUUCACAAAAGUAACUAUUUACUUACAAUAUGUACUUAUUUUCCACUGUACACAUUGUCACACAUCCAC
This is a messenger RNA of Geodia barretti, 4066 nucleotides long. NCBI's taxonomy places the organism in Eukaryota, Metazoa, Porifera, Demospongiae, Tetractinellida, Geodiidae. The record is from the annotation of a GenBank genome assembly.